Molecule: messenger RNA, 8235 nt
Organism: Orussus abietinus
Lineage: Eukaryota; Metazoa; Arthropoda; Insecta; Hymenoptera; Orussidae
Exons: 7
Coding region: 397-4107 (1236 amino acids)
Biological process (GO): regulation of transcription by RNA polymerase II
Molecular function (GO): RNA polymerase II cis-regulatory region sequence-specific DNA binding; DNA-binding transcription factor activity, RNA polymerase II-specific
Source: RefSeq, a predicted model, not a curated record
CCGGCGAAUUCGCGGAUCGCGCGAUCACGCGCGAGUGGAGCGUCUGCCGACUGGCGUGUCGCCGUCGCGCUCGCCGGCGUCCGAUGCGCCCGUGAAGGAGAGGCCCCCGCUGACGGACCGACCGAGCCAGAGGCGCCCGCUCCAGAGGCCGAGGCCGAGGCAGAGGCAGCCGACUCCAGAGGGACCGAGAGCGGCGGGCGGAGCGGCGGUCGCGGGCACACGGUACUCUCCGCUCGAAUGCUACUCGCGGGCGGCGGGCGCCGACCGGAUGGCGGAGCGCGGCUGACCCGGGCCCAGAGGCCGCGCGCCGCCGCGACCGAUAUGAACGACGCCGAGCUCGCGAGCGCCCCAGCUCGAGCCUAGGUAGGCGGAGGUUAGGGCGGCCGGGCCGAGACAAUGAGCGCUGACAACCGUCCCCGGUCGAAGCCGCUCCUCGAACCCGAGCACGCCGAGCCCCCGGGGGACGCCAGGAAGAUCAAGAAGGAACGCGCCGACGCCGAGGCCGACGAGACUGACGCCGCCCCCGCUCCCGCCCCCGCCCCAGCCCCCGCGACCGUUAACGGCGCCGACGAUGCCACCCGAGAUCGGAGUGCUCCCCUGGAGGUACAUCGGUUUCGGAACCCCAGGCCUUCCCAGACUGGAGCCCAGGUCUCCAACGGCUUCCACGGAGGGGCCAACCUCCUGCAGGACGUCCUUUCCAGCAAGUUUGCCGGCCUCGCUCAUCACGGUCCUGCUGCUAAGCACGACAAGAUCAGGCUCAUGAUCGAGGAUAGUAUCGGGGAAGAGUCCAAGUGCCGCGUUCAGGAUAUCUUUUCACAAGUCGAGCAACUUAAGACGGAGGAGAAGCUAUUGCUGUACCUGAAGUUACCGCUGUCGCUGACCAAUCCAGGAGGUAGCGUCGAUCCACUGAGACUGCCAUUGAAUCCACUAGGCAAUCGUUAUGAGAUCCAUCAGACCAUCAUGUGGAUCAAGACGCAUCUCGAGGAGGAUCCUGAUGUUUCUUUACCGAAGCAGGAGGUUUACGACGAAUAUAACAUGUUUUGUAUAAGGAACUCCAUGAAACCUCUGUCGACGGCGGAUUUUGGGAAGGUGAUGAAGCAAGUCUAUCCUAGAGUGAGACCUCGCAGGCUUGGUACGCGUGGAAACUCUCGUUACUGCUAUGCUGGCAUGCGAAAGAGAAUCAAAUUGGACCCCCCAACGCUACCAUCGGUGACUGGCGUGCCAGCUGGCGACGAGGAGGAGGAGAACCUCACCGAGGAAAUGUUAGGCGCAGCCUCGACAUUAAUUCGUGAGUGGGCUGAAAAUUUGCUCAGCUUGAAAUUUCCAACGCUGAGCGCCUUGGCGCGUCAUCUCGUCGACAACCUUUGCGUCGAUACGAGAUCUCUAGCUGCUGUUUGCAUCCUAUGUGCUUCCGGCGAGAGCCAAGCGUCCACCGAUAAAGAAAUACCGGCACUCGCUGUUACACCGACACCAGUGAAAUCUGGGAAGUUGAGGGAAGCGCAACUGCAGCUGCAACGUAAGCUACAACAGCGCGAACACAUUCGGGAUCAGAAGCAUAGACACCUUGAUACUGUUUUACAGAAUCAGAACAAAGAGAAGACUGUAGAUAAUAAUAAGGGUGGAGUAGGUAGCAAGGGAGGCAAGAGGAGCAAAGCGAGUCAGUCACCGCAAGGCGCGAAUCCAUCCUCCGGUGGAUUGGCACCGAGCAAGCAGAACCAGUCGAUUCAGCCUGCCGGUCGACAGCGAAAGGUCCUGAAGCCAUCGGCCUCCCAGAGCAGCGAUCCAACGGUGGUCUCCCUGCAAUCCAACUGUGAUAGCCUAUCGGUACAAUCGUUCGACGAGUCUAGGAGCAACGGCGAGGCCGUGCUGGUGCUGGCGAGCGACAUCACCUCCCCGAAGGCCGCAAAGUCGCGCAAUCCCAGGAAACGAGGCAACCCAGCCACCGGUCAGCAUCCUUCGGAGUCCAGUCCGGAGAAGCAGGCCAAGCUGGCGGAGGCUGGCAAGUCGUCGGCGACGACGUCCUCGUCGUUGGCGAAGCUCGCGUCCACCCAGCGCCCCGGGAAGGUCUCCGUGAUCCUUGCCAGUAGCCUGAAGCCGGCCCGCUGCAAAGCGUCGGCCGAUCGGGGCGAACCGAAGGACUGUGAUAUCGAGUCAUCGACUCGGACCGUCGACAACAAGGCGAACGGUACUCAGGGUCUCGCGGAGGCCUCGGCCGAGGCUUCCGUCAGGGUGAAGAGCCAGGCCGGAUUGGUGCAGGAGGAGGCUGCCGGGACCGAGAGGAACGAGAAACUCUGCGCCAUCGAUCCGGACUCCCUGGACGAUUACCUGAACGGCGGGAACAACUCCCAGGAGCAGGAGGAAGAGCUGCUCCAGUAUUUCCAGCAGAGCAACUCUUCCGGCUCGGACGUCGAGGCCAACAUUAUCGCGGAGACCGAGAGGAUCUCCAGGUCGGACAAGGUCUCUCAGCUCCGGCUGAUCCUUCAGCAGAACCUGAAGGCCGGGGUCGCCCACGUCCCGAUGGAACUUAACUCCGGAGCGGCUGGAGCGGCUGCGCGAAUCGUCAGCACCGAAAAGAGGGACCCUGCCUCGAAGCAUAAUCUGAUACUUCCCACCCUGCUGAACCACUUGAGCCACACCAGCACUCGUAGGAGGGUCAGCUUCGAGACCAACGUUGUAGAACAUAUCCAAGACUCGGGCAACACGCCUAAUACCGUCCCCCAGAGUCCCAACACUCGGCGCAAGAUCUUCAAUUUCACGCCGAUCUCGCCGGGACCCCAUUCCCCGAUAAACGGGAGGGCCUCGAAGCCUAACUCGGCGAAUGCUAGCCCUUUCGUCUCACCCAGGAACACCCCGGUCCCGAGAUCCAGGAGCAACAUUCAAUCCAGUUCGAGGUCCAGAUCCACCCAGAAAAACCUCUCCCGGUCUACAUCCUGUGGAGUGCCCUACACCGCCAGGACCGAGACCUUCGUAGUGCCCACCACUGGUCCCGAAUUGACCAGGCAGAUGUCAGCACCGCAGUCUCCGCUGACCUGCAUCAGAUCCACCGAAGUACAGGCUCCUGUCGUGGCGGUUGCUCAACAAGUCACCACUCCGGUGUCCAAGGAAAGAGGAGCUCCGCAGCCUGCUUCCUUCUUACCCUCGGACUUAGCUCCGCAGAAGCAGCUGGUAAUAAACUAUCCGAGUCAGGAGAAUUUACAGGAAAUUAAGACAGCCUAUCGGAAGAGCCAGCCUCUGGACCAGGAGAUCAGCGAGCUUUUCCACGAUGGCAAGCAGUACACCAACGAGCAGCUAUACUACAGGUCCCAGUCGGUGCCUCUUCAUCGGAUGGUGAACCCCAAUCUAAUGUCUCCAGUGUCCGCUCAUCAAUAUCAUUUGCCAUCGUUCCAAAGUCAGAGCUUCGAUCCAUCGGCCAGCAGUUCCAUAGCUCCUACUCCGGUGCCCAGUGAGUUUAAUGACUUCGUCGGCCCGAUCGGCCAGGCCGACAAUGGGUCGACCUAUCUUCUGGACGAGGUCGAUCCCAACUUCAUAUCGGACAGCCAGCAAUUCCUCAUCGGAGACAAAGAGAUCACUUCGGAGAACAUCAGCAACCUUCUGAACAUCCUCGACGAGGAGGGCACGCAGAACUUGCAAAUUCUGCCCGACAACACUGGAGAGGAGGCCCUCAUCGAGAGCAACCCCAUCGUCCUGGAGGACCUGCCCACGUCGAAUUUAAACAUCCAGAUCAUCCAAUCCAGGUCUUACCCCAACACUCCGCUGCCGCCGGCUCUGUCUUCGUACCCCCCAAAUUACACCGAAGAUAGCAACGGGUCCAGGUCUUACCCUUCGACGCCUCUGCACACCGUUCAACUGAGAGAGACCUAUCCUGAGACCAAUGAGCCGAUGCUCUCCAGCCCCACGCUGAACUCUCUGAACCUCCGGAGCGAAACGGUUGCUCCAAAUGGGUCCAAUGGCGUCUGCAGGAACGUUUGCGCGGAACUACUCGAGACUGAUUUCUUAGCUACCGAUACGAAUACGGAGACCGACGACCUGGACCCUUUGGGGAAUUUUGAUGGGCUUCAGGACCCAUUGGCACCGCUCUUCAACGAGGUAACCGAACCCAAUCCAUAGGGCGGUAUCUACCCACCCGUCAUUGGAGACGAUUUAGAUCACUCCGACGAUAUUCGACCACUUUCUGAACAUCUUUGAUGAAGGGGGUACCGAAGAAGGAACACUCCACGUACCCUUCGGGGAACUUUGACGGACCUCAGGACCCAUUGGCACUGCUCUUCUACGAGGUAACCGAACCCAAUACGUAGGGAGGAAUUUACCCACUCGUCCUCGGAGACGAUUAGAUCGCUCCGACGAUAUUCGAUCACUUCCUGAACAUCUUUGAUGAAGAGGGUGCCGAAGAAGGAGCACUCCAAGGGACCCUACUGUCUUAGCUCGCCGAGCUCCUCCACUCUGAACACCUGUUUACACGUCAAGGCUCUACUCGGGCACUCCGCUGCUCUGAGGUGCUCUCUUUGUGCUUUGCAAACUAUCUAGAAGACAGUUCUCAGACUCCACGCUCAACUCUUUCAACUGUCGAAGUGAAACAGUUGCAGUUAGUGGAUCCAGUGGUGUACCUAGAAGAUGGCUCACCCUCGGCUACUUCAGACUGAUUUCUUCGCCAGGGAUCCUGUCUGUAGUCAACAUGCUGGGUCGUUUGCGUAGCAUCAACGAAGAGAAUCACACGUCAACACUGCACAUCUACAAGAUGACUGGACCUGGUCCGUGGAUUUGGAUAUAUUAGAAGGUAAUGUCUCCGAUCAUCUAAUUUUUACCUUCCUUGCAGUUGCGAUUUCCUUUUAAAUUUCAACUCCAGGGUGGGGUUGUUACGUUGUAGGAGUUGGUAUUCAUGCAACGCAGUGCUUAGGAAUGUUAGAUGGAAACAAACGAAUGUGUAACCAUAGGGUGGAUGUUCUCGGUUGUGCUUUUUAUAAAAUUUCAUUUAAACCUCCGUUCGGAAAGGUUAACAGCCUUAUCGCUAACCUGGGGGUACGUAACGUUUUUCGUUCUUUAUUACGGUCGUUCGAGACUCUUCAUUGAAUAAUACGUAACUUCGAAAGAUUUACCAUCCCUUUAUCGACGAACUUGUGAAACCGCGCAGUCGCCCAUGUGAGACUGAAUUGACGCUCGUUUAUUUCCACUACGUUGGAUUAGAAAUCGCAACACUUUAUUCCGAAAUCAUGCCGCACCGUUUGUUUCAAUUAAACACCUCUAAGCAUUUCUAACCUAAAUCUAGGUUAAAUAAGAUCUCCUGAGAUCUCCGAUCAGCGUAUUUGUGGCAUUAAAGCGCACCUUUAUUGCCACAGAAGAAUUGUCCGCGUUGGUAUUCAGUGCUUAAUUUUACUCCCUCGAGGCGAUUUCUUGUUAAAAAAAAGUAUUCUUUAAAGCUGUACGCACGGCCUCUCGAAGUUUCUAUCGUACGUACUUUCAUGGGUGUUAAAUAUUUUUCCAGCACUGCCAUUAGAUUAUUUCACCGAUAAUCGAGGUUGUUCGAUUGAAAGGAAAGGUGUUCGUCUCGUGGAUAUCUUCCUCCUUGAUGUUCAAUUAGACGUCUUUCGGAUUAUCUCAAAUGCCGUUGGUUGUCACACCAGGACCUCUACGUCACACUCCAUAUUCUUUCCGCCGUGUCACUAGUGCUACAGUGCUCCUUAAUUGUCUAAACCUUCGAGAAAAUUUAUAUGUUUAUUAACAGUGAUACUUUCAGGGUGUGAAAAUGAUAAGAGAAUACGGUAACCUGUUUUAUUCGCUGAUACCUUGUAUCGGGUCGAAGAGGUGUUUUAUUCUAACUACUUGGAAUGCCCAGUUUAGAGAAGUUCUUAACUCGAGUUAUAUACCUCAGGGUAUCGGAGAGCUCAAAAGUUGACUCCGUUGUACAAAUUAUUUUUUAGGACCUCACUAGAUGAUUAGGACGUACGCAAUUGUGACAAGAUGUUUUCAACUCGCUGCGAAGGAAGCUUCUUUAAUGUUGUUGAUCGAUCACACGACUCUGGAGGCACUCCUGGUGGUGAUCUAGAAAACAGUUUGGUGGCUCUUUGGUAUCGGGGUCCUCGAUUACUCUGAGAUCCAUCUCGGAGACAUAUCAAAUGUUCAAGGAAGAACGACACAUAGACAAUUCAUUUGUUCGAAAUGAAAAAAAAAAAAAAGAAGUGUACCGCUGUAUUUUAUAUGUAGAGCCCAGAGAGUAGCAUUCUAAGAUGUUUAAAUUGUUUACCACAUUUGAGAAAGUUCUUCACAUAUGUCUAUAUAUAUAUAUAUAACAUGUUUUGGAUAUUAAAAGUUUUUAGGAAUGAGAGUAUAUAAAUCUUGAGAAAUUAUCUGGAAAGUGCAAUUAAAAUUAAUUUGUUUAUUAUAUAGUACGACUUUCGUUAUUUGGUUUAGAUUGAUCGUUUUAGGGUAAUUUUAACGUAGAUGAUAUUUACUUUAAAUAUACUUUCGGGGUAAUUUGAGAAAUUAUAUCAUCGGCAAAUCUUACCGUAGGUCUAAAUUAUGUUCAAGUGUUUAUGUUAACGGUACGAUCUAAUUAUUUCGGUGCGAUACGAGGGAUUUCGUUCGUGCAAUAAAGUUCGAAUUAAGGGAAUUCAUUUCGAAAAUGGCGAACCCAUCACCGAAGAGCCACCAUUCGUAUUUUAAAUCGCGCCUCGUCCGGUUGCGAUUUCAUCGAUUUUAUUUAAAUUAACACGUACUGAAAACGGUAUCAUUGAAGCAAAAGGAGGGUUUUGUAGCAUUCAAUUAACGGGCGAUCGAGUCACAAUUUCUUUCCACAUGCGAGCAGGCUUCUGAAGAUUUUUCUUUUUUGUUUUAAAUUAUGAGACGAACAUUGUCAAGAACAUCAGUGUGGUCGUUGCAUGCAUUUUCUGUUCUCCCGAUUCUUCUUUAUUAAUUAAUAUAACGGCGUACAAUUCGAGAUAAAUGAAAGGCUUCCCUAAUUUUGCACGAAAAUAAUGUACGAUUCUUUUUUGAACUGACAUAAACGGCAGUGACGACAUCGCCGUCAUGUUUCGGAUCUCCGAAAUACCGUUUUUUUUUUUGGUUUUAAUCGGAUGGGAAAUUUAAGAUGCAAGUAUUGAAAUUGUACCACAAAACACUGCCGUAGUAUUAGAUAAGGAUUUACUCCACAUUUAUGCAGCGACUGCGUUGUCUUUUAGGAUUCGUGAAUGUGUGCAACGGCAGGUCCUUUUUCCGGUAAUUGAUCAUCCGUGAUUCCUUUAUCAGCCUCACCUUUGAUUUCUAUUUGAUACGAUAAAAAGGGGUAUCCUCUCCGAGAAUGCGUUACAUCGGUCCUUUAUUGUUAAAGUGUUUAUUCGAGUUUCCCAAAAUUAAUAGCAUACAAGGGACGUGCAAAGACGGUCACUCUCUCUAUCUCUCUCUCUCUCUCUCUCUCUCUUAUUAUUAUUAGUAGCAGUAGUACUAGUAGUAGUAACCGUAGGAUAAAAACCGUUCUUGUUAUACACCGCUUUAAUGGCGGUGGGAAGUAUUACGGCUGGUGGUUUCCAUUCGUCCGUAAUAAUUGGACAAAUAUUGCGUUACGAGUAUUUCACGAAUGCCUUAUGGCGGCCCUCGUAGGCGUAGCGUUCAUUGUCCGGUUGUUUUGGAUGAAUACAAAACUUUGGAAUUGAAGACAUACCACGUAAGACCCGGGUCUACAGUUGCACGCACAAAACGUAUAGACGUACACUGGGAGACAUCAAUGCCCUCCCACCCUGCACAGGCGAUGCCGUAUCUGCAGGGGAGGCAUUCGUGUCCGCCAUUGUACAUCUGUGGUUACUCCGUGUCGUUCGAUUUCUCGCUGUAUUAAAUGGCUAAUCUUAGGUACUCCAUUGGCGCACUUUUGUACGAAGCAAUUUUCUAGCAGGAAUUGUUUUGUCGGUAUUUAAAGGUAUCCCGUUGCCGUAGGGUCGGUCACGCCUUUUGUUGGAGCAAUAAAGGCGAGCAAUGGUUUGUUAAUUAUCCUGCGGUUCGGACUACUUUAUGACCUCUGCGCCUACCGGGGAUAUUAGGCCGCCAUAUUGGAAUGAGUUUGGACCAUAGACAGAGGAAUAUAGGAACCGAGCAUAAAAAAAUAAGAUGGUUACUUAAACAAGGGGGACAGCCAUAUUACCACGUCCAAACGUGACGCGAGAUUUGAAUGGGUCUUUCUACCUUUUACAUUGAGAGCAAAAUUAAAGGAGGAAAAAAAUAGUCGUUGGUCUUUUAUCAUUACGUUUUUUU